This is a messenger RNA of Limulus polyphemus (Atlantic horseshoe crab), 889 nucleotides long. Its product is annotated as dual oxidase maturation factor 1-like. The coding region runs from base 53 to 889 and encodes 278 amino acids. Gene Ontology annotation, biological process: protein transport. Gene Ontology annotation, cellular component: endoplasmic reticulum membrane. The transcript is spliced from 7 exons. The record is from RefSeq and is a predicted model, not a curated record. Lineage: Eukaryota; Metazoa; Arthropoda; Merostomata; Xiphosura; Limulidae.
AAAAGUCUUAAUAGUCCAUUAAAGUGUGAAACAAAACGACAAGACUAGUACAAUGUUGAAAGGAUGGUUCGACGCCUUCCGAAGUGACGGAGGUCCCACGUUGUACAUGCACUCGAACCGAACACCUGUAAUAGAAGAUAUUCGAAAUAUCGUAAUUUACGUCAGUUUUUCCACCAUAUUCUUUGCCUUCCUUAUUGUAUUUCCUGGAAUUCGAAAGGAGAAAUUUUCCACGUUUGUGAGUGUCACGAUUAGUCUCUUUAUAGGAGCAGUCAUUCUUGUGACCAACUAUGGAACAGAAUGGCAUGUGGCACAAACUAAGAUUUACGGUCCCCAUCAUGCGUUUUCACGGCAGAAAAUUGAAGCUAAUCUUGGAGUACGUAUUGGAUUGAAUGGAGUUAAUAUAACACUUAAGGCCAUGCCAAAAAAUAUAUUGUUGGAGGACAUAAACUACAACGAAAGAUUUAGUUGGAUUGGAGCUACAGAAUUAAAAGAGGAAUACAGAGAAGCGCUUGUGAAGGGGUUGCCCUAUCCUAUACUCACUACUGCUGAAUAUUUGAGUCAGGAUUUAGAAGGAUUUAGCUGGGGACGGCAUUACCGCCUAGCAGGAUAUUACUCCUAUAUUCUUUUAUGGACAGCCUUCUUCUUGUGGUUAGUGAUGAACAUCCUCUUGUGCACUGUCCCCAGGUACGGGGCUUACUGUAUGCAACUUACUGGCGGAAUCAUGCUCCUCACCAACGCCAUUUAUACUCUCCUGUUACCAAGGAAGCCUUUAGUCAUACCUUUUGAAGGAGGACUUCUCAGGUUCCAUUAUGGGUGGUGCUUUUGGCUAGUGUUAGCAGCUGGUAUGUUGAUUUUUUAUUGUACCAUUUUGUGUGAGACAAGCAAAUGA